This is a messenger RNA of Echinops telfairi (small Madagascar hedgehog), 2219 nucleotides long. It is a transcript of the gene NFE2L3, whose product is annotated as NFE2 like bZIP transcription factor 3. Gene Ontology annotation, biological process: regulation of transcription by RNA polymerase II. The record is from RefSeq and is a predicted model, not a curated record. Gene Ontology annotation, molecular function: RNA polymerase II cis-regulatory region sequence-specific DNA binding; DNA-binding transcription factor activity, RNA polymerase II-specific. NCBI's taxonomy places the organism in Eukaryota, Metazoa, Chordata, Mammalia, Afrosoricida, Tenrecidae. Gene Ontology annotation, cellular component: nucleus.
AUGGUGACAAUACAAGAGCAAUCAGUUCUUACUGACGUGGCCCUGCUCAAGGCUAACCCUCGAGAAGAGAUCACUGAGGAUGUGGGAGCUAGAGCAAGUGUGGUGAAGAAACCAGAUGGAGUCGGCGCCAGCGGGAACGGCGGCAGCCAGGCGGCACCUGGGGCUGGCGGGGACCCGCGUGAGGCGCGAAGCAACGCCUUGACCUCCGGGGAGGAGGAGCAGGCACCGGCGGAACCGACGGCUGAAGUUCCGGACGCCGGGGGCCGCGCGAGCGAGGAAAUACAGGUUCUGAGAGAAGGGCGUGAAGCUGUGGGUUACGGUUCCCAGCAUGAAGGUGGACAGAGGGUGUUGGAAGUUGAAAGUAACACAGCACACAGACCUGACUGGGAGGCAGGAAAGCCCUCCGAAUCAAGGAACGAGAGACAUCUAAAUGGGGCAGACGUACCGUUUUGUGUGGAAGACUUACUUCACUUGCUUUCAUCACAGCCUGAACAGUCGCUGGAGGGCAUCUCACUGGCAGAUACUCCUCUCCCCAGCGGCAGCAAUGAUGGCAUGAACUCAACACACAAUGUAAAUCUCAGCCACGCUAUCAGCCAAGACGUGAGUCUCCGUGAGGCCAUGUUGCUGUGUCCCACCCGUACGUUUAGAAGAGACCCAGUAGCAAGGGCUUCACAGCCAGAAGAGUCAUCUCUGCAGUUAAAUUUUCCUACCAAUCCCGAGCAAACGCUAAAUGGAACCAAUUUUACAGGUUUUCUCCCACCUGUUGACAAUCAAAUGAAUCUAAGCCAAGACUUUCUGUAUGACUUUGACGUAAACCAAGUAUUUGAUGAGAUAAACUUAAUGUCUUUGGCUAUGGAAGGCUUUGAGCCAGUGGAAGUUUCACCGCUUUUCGAAGCACCAGAUUCUGAUUCUGGGCUUUCUUUAAAUUCAAGUCACUACAGCACCUCUGUUGCCAAGCCUAAUUCCUCUCACUUGGUGUAUGAUGAAGGGGCUGUCGGUUAUAGCAGUGACCGUGAGUCUUUUUCCAAUCAUGAUUUAGGAGCUGUAGGUGGCUACUCCCUAGAGCCUGUUGGUCAGAUGGAUCACAGGAGUGAUUCUGGUUUCCAUGAGGAAAUUGCAUUUCCACACAUACUUCACAACCACACUUACCAUUUACAGUCAAUACCAGAAUCAACUUCUGAACCUUUUUCAUGGAUGUCCCAGAAAAUAAGGGUCCUCAAUGACACAGAUAGAAACUUAAGCCGUGAUGAGCGGCGUGCUAAAGCUUUGCAAAUUCCCUUUUCUGUAGAUGAAAUUGUCCGCAUGCCUGUUGAUACAUUCAACAGGAUGCUAACAGGGCAUUAUUUGACAGACUUACAAGUAUCUCUUAUCCGCGAUAUCCGACGAAGAGGGAAAAAUAAAGUUGCUGCUCAGAACUGUCGUAAACGCAAGCUGGACAUAAUCUUGAAUCUAGAAGAUGACGUGUGUAACUUACAAGCAAAGAGGGAAACUCUGAAGAGUGAGCAAGCCCAGUGUAACAAAGCUAUUACUAUCAUGAAACAAAAACUGCAUGAUCUUUAUCUUGAUGUCUUCAGCAAGUUAAGAGACGACCAAGGUAGGCCAGUCAAUCCAAACCAGUUUGCUCUUCAGUGCAGCCACGAUGGAAGUGUCUUGAUUGUCCCUAAGGGACUGGUGACCUGUCACAAAAGGGAAAACCGAAAGGGAAAGCGGGAAAGUGAGCGGAGGAGCCUGAGGAUGCACCCCCUCCCCACGGGACAAAGUACUGAUGCUGAGAAACUGGCGAGGCUCUGCAUCACCACCACUGAGACAAAUCGAGCUUUCUGACUUGAGACUUUUAUGUAUAGUGUUCAAUCUUCAAGCACUGCUACUAUAGUCACCCAUUUUAAACCGUGUACGGACAGAAAGUGUAAGACUUCAGGGGAAUUUGGGGGAGAAGCCACUUUUCACGCUGUACUGCAAUGCCCCAUAUGCAACUCAAAUAGGACAUGGAUACUGUACAUGACUACCACUUUGGUAGAAAUUUCCAGUUAACGUGGUCACUUGGAAAAAAACACUACACUGCAUAUCUAAAUGAUUUUAAAUGUUUCAUGACUUGAAAUGUAAGUAGCCUUCACAUUUUCAUGUAGUCUGUUACAGCAUUGUAGUCCUGGUUUUUCAAAAAGCAAAUUCAUUCUUAUGCUUACAGCUUUCCGUGGAAAUAAAUUUUGUAUUUGAGCUCA